Pocillopora damicornis (cauliflower coral) is the source of this 548-nucleotide messenger RNA. RefSeq lists its product as uncharacterized. The record is from RefSeq and is a predicted model, not a curated record. NCBI's taxonomy places the organism in Eukaryota, Metazoa, Cnidaria, Anthozoa, Scleractinia, Pocilloporidae.
UCUUGAUUACGAUUGGCGAUAAGGAAGAUUCGAAGCAAAGUCAACGAAUGCAAGCGGGAGUUUUAACGGAAAAUUCCAACCUCUAGAGGAGUAUUACAUUCCAAAAAUAUUUGUGACAAGUUGUACCCAGAUUUGAAGGUCUAUCCCUCUCGUGUUUUUCUACUCAGCUGUCGGUUUAGAAGACAAUGAUGAUUUUGACCCGACAACCGGGACAAACUAUCUCCCUGUUGGUUUUUGUUAUAAGUGGAACAUGGGGAUAUCGCUCUGGACUUGAAGUGAUUAACGUGACAUACUGUGGAAAGUACGAUAAGCCUCCAACGUUUACAGCUUCUCCAUGGCCUUUCAUUCCUACUGGAAUUGAUUUAGAUGUCAAUAUAACAUUUACACCUGAGGUAGAUGUUUUUGAAGCAUCCAUGCAAAUCGAAGUGGUCUGUGACGGCAAGGUUAUUAUUUGGAGCACAGACGACAGUGUAUGCCAAGUGUACCCAAACGUGUGCAGCUUACCUGCUGGUGGUAAGUUGAUUCCCAAAGAGAGAGCUAAGGAGUGA